Molecule: messenger RNA, 1571 nt
Organism: Girardinichthys multiradiatus
Lineage: Eukaryota; Metazoa; Chordata; Actinopteri; Cyprinodontiformes; Goodeidae
Product: coxsackievirus and adenovirus receptor homolog
Exons: 5
Coding region: 303-845 (180 amino acids)
Cellular component (GO): membrane
Source: RefSeq, a predicted model, not a curated record
GGAAUUAGAAGAAGAAGAAGAAAAAGAUGGCGUCUGCGUCUGCGUGGCACAUCGGUGCAAGAGAGUUUUAGCUAGGUCUCGGGGAGUUCUACUUAAAUUCCACGCACGACUGAUGCUUCCGCCACGUUUGGACUGUUCAUGUGAUGGUGCCGUCAGAAAGGAUGCUCAAACGACAGGAAACGACGUCUCUGUGACACAGGAAGGGGCGGGGCUUCACUCACCAUAAACUGGUCAGAGCUGAUCUCAGAUCCCCAGUAGCAGGAUGGAGGAAACGGCUUCACUGAGGCUGCUCUGUAGUUGGGAUGUUGCUGCUGUGCGGCGCAACAUUUCAGGAGUCACAUGAGGAGAUCCACGUGGAGGCCGGAAACGACGUCAUUCUCAGCUGCCAGUAUCUCCAAUCUGCAGAAAUCACAGCACUGAAGUGGUACCGGUCCGACACGCAGGACUACGUGUUCUUCUAUCAGGAGAAACGGCAGUAUGAACGUUACCAGAACCCACUGUUUCAGGGCCGAGUGCAGCUGAUGGACCCUCAGAUGAGGAACGGGAAUCUGUCCAUCGUCCUGUCCAACACCUCGCUGAACGACGCUGGAACCUACUGCUGUGAUGUCGGGGUCGCCAGAAGGAAAAGAGCCGAUCCAACUGAGACCAUACAGGUCAUCCUCCUGAAGGUCACGCUACCAGCAGCUCCCACAGACGAACCCACCGAGGUUGGAGGAAACAACCUUGGACUGACAGUGGGUCUGCCAAUCGGUGCUGUUCUGUUGGUGCUUGCUGUGGUCGCUGUGGUUAUUGUGAUCAUUAGAAAAAUCCAUCCAUCCAUCACCUGUCAACAUGACUCGUUGUGAGCAUGUUUUCUAGAAAUGCUCCUCCAAAACUAAGACUCAGCAUUAUUCAGGGUUCACACAGUCGCUUGAAAUCCUUGAAAUUAUGCCACCAUUUUGCCUUUCUAGUUGUGCUCGUCUCCGUCAGCAGCACCCAGGUGGUUGCUGUUUUAAUGACGCUACGUACAAAACAUGGUGGAAACGAGGACCAAAUCCUCCAGUAGCUUCCUGCUACAUAUGCAUGGAGGACAUGUGGGAAGGAAUCUUAAAUUUAAGCUAGUAAAUGCAGGAAAAUUGCACAAACUGACUGACUGAUUGAUGGAUGGAGCUGAGGUUUUAUGUCAUCUACAGCAGUGGUCUCCAACCUUUAUAUCACCUCAGACCGGUGGGGUUCAUGUUGGUGUUCCCGCUGAGACUCAAACUCAACACGCAGCUGCUCAGUCCUGCAUAUUUCUGCCGUUUAUUAAGGAGAAAUAUUAUUGAGAGUCAAGAGCAGCUCAUUCUACACAGAUUUUGCGGCCUUCUAUUUAUUUAUACUUUAGGAGUAAAUGACGUCCUGUCCCACAACGUGUUGCUAAGCAACGCGCAGCUGAACAGGUAUGAUUUUAUGGCUGUAUUCACACUGGCCACUUUUGGUCCGCUUUAAACGGACCAGAGUUCGUUUUCCCUCCUUGGUCCGGACCUUUUGUGCAGGUGUGAAAACACUCAAGCGAACCCUGGUCCGUACCAAACAACCGGACCGAGACCCAC